AUGUACAAAGUCCAGUUUGUUCUUCAACAAUGCCUUCGGUCGCUUAGUGUACAAACUUUCUUUAUGCCACCUUCCAUGCAAAGAAGAGAAACUACAUCAGUUCGCGAACGGGUUCUGGCGAUUGAACGAAGCCAAGCCUCUGAGAACUCGAUUAUAAGAGCAAGAUACGUACCAGAUGUACGAGGGGUCAAUCGCUACAAACAUUUUUACGUCGCCAAUUCCUUACCGAAACAACAUCGACCGGAGGAGGAGCACAACAAAGAUACCAAUGAAUUGCCGCAGCUUACCCUUUCAGCAAGAUCACGUACACAGCAACGCGUCGUUGUCGAUUCGGAUGACAAUGGAGUCGAAAAAGGAAAGAGAUGUAAGAAACAGAUCCUUCCUCAGCUAGGAUCGCCUAACACCCGGACUAAAACCCAGAAGGAAAAGGAUAUUUGCGACUAUAUAGAACAACAAGCAAAAGCUGCUCUGACGUCCUCUGAUUCGCUUUCUUCGUCGACAACAACACGGUCAACACUUUCCGGAAGAAGGCUUCACGAUCACCUUUCUGCAGCUCACCAGCAGCAAACUCCUCGAACCUUCGCCUCACUGGGAGAAACAAGAAAUGCUCUUGACAGGGAUGUGUUUGCGGAUAAGCCAAUUGUGGUGGUGAAAGAGGAUGAAGCCUCGUCUCACUCAAGUCUAGCAAGGCUGGAAUCAGAACGACUGAAAAUCCCCCUACAGACAAAGGAAACUGCUACACAGACCCUUGACGAUGCAAAAAACUCGGUUCUUCUGUCCCCCACGGUCGAAUCCUGUGGCGAAGGACGUAGCACUCAAACCGACUCCUAUCCAAUAAUUGUAGCUCCUCCACGUCGAAGGAAAAGCGAUGCACCGGUGAGCAUGGACGAGAUAGAGGAACGCGAGGCACUGUAUCAGGUUAUUGAGGAUGCUCUAGGAGAGACAAUAGACCGCAACUCACGAAUGCGAACGAAUCAAAUCAUAGCGAACAGCGCUCGGAAACAGGGUCAGAUCUGGCGUGAUGCGAAAGAGUUUAUCGCCAAUCAACUGGUUCCACAAUCCAUCCAGCUUGCGAACAAGAGCCGAUCCAGGAAGAAAACAGCAGUUGAGAUUGUAGCCAGUAUCAAAUGUUAUCCGUAACUUUUAUGUUCACCAUUGACGAAUCCUGAUGUCGAACUAAGCCUAACGUCAACCUCAGAAGAGCUCAAAGAAAUAUUUCCAGAUAUGAUACUCAAUCACAUCUUGUGCUAGUCGAGUGAUUGAAUUUUAGAAACACGACCACGGGAAUUGUUAGUUCCUCGUACAUUAGCUUGGUGCUUUUGACAGCUUCCAUAUUUGCUCACAUUUAGAUCUUCCAC
Cylicocyclus nassatus is the source of this 1358-nucleotide messenger RNA. The record is from the annotation of a GenBank genome assembly. NCBI's taxonomy places the organism in Eukaryota, Metazoa, Nematoda, Chromadorea, Rhabditida, Strongylidae.